Molecule: messenger RNA, 6002 nt
Organism: Pan troglodytes (chimpanzee)
Lineage: Eukaryota; Metazoa; Chordata; Mammalia; Primates; Hominidae
Gene: ABCA8
Product: ATP binding cassette subfamily A member 8
Exons: 40
Coding region: 341-5206 (1621 amino acids)
Biological process (GO): lipid transport; transmembrane transport
Cellular component (GO): intracellular membrane-bounded organelle; mitochondrial inner membrane
Molecular function (GO): ATP hydrolysis activity; ABC-type transporter activity; ATP binding
Source: RefSeq, a predicted model, not a curated record
AUAACCUCCACUCUGAAAGCAGUCUUCACAGAAACUUUUCACAGAAGUCAAACAGUUAAAGCAAAUUCUAGAUACAUGGUAGAGACUAGGAGAAAAUAUGAAUAAUUUUCUUCUAAACAAGGAGCUAAGUGGAUGAACCAUACCUCUAGAUUCCUUGCUUCCAUUUUCCCAGAAGUUUUGGUAGCAGGAUGAUGUUGGCCUCAUAAUGUGAGUUAGAGAGGAGUCCCUCUUUUUCGACUGUUUGGAAUUGUUUCAGAAGGAAUGCUACCAGCUCCUCUUGUACCACUGGUAGAAUUCAACUGUGAAUCUGUCUGGUCCUGGGCUUUUAUUGAUUGACAAGAUGAGGAAGAGAAAGAUCAGUGUGUGUCAACAAACUUGGGCCUUAUUAUGCAAGAACUUUCUUAAAAAAUGGAGAAUGAAAAGAGAGUCCUUAAUGGAAUGGCUGAAUUCAUUGCUCCUACUACUUUGUUUGUAUAUAUAUCCUCAUAGUCAUCAAGUAAAUGAUUUUUCUUCACUGCUUACCAUGGACCUGGGACGGGUAGAUACAUUUAAUGAAUCCAGAUUUUCUGUUGUAUACACACCUGUCACCAACACGACCCAACAGAUAAUGAAUAAAGUAGCCUCUAUUCCCUUCCUGGCAGGUAAAGAGGUCUUGGGACUGCCAGAUGAGGAAAGUAUUAAAGAAUUCACAGCAAAUUAUCCCGAAGAAAUAGUAAGAGUCACCUUUACUAAUACAUACUCAUAUCAUUUGAAGUUCUUGCUAGGACAUGGAAUGCCAGCAAAGAAGGAGCACAAGGACCAUACAGCUCAUUGUUAUGAAACAAAUGAAGAUGUUUACUGUGAAGUUUCAGUAUUCUGGAAGGAAGGUUUUGUGGCUCUUCAAGCUGCCAUUAAUGCUGCUAUUAUAGAAAUCACAACAAAUCACUCAGUGAUGGAGGAGCUGAUGUCAGUUACUGGAAAAAAUAUGAAGAUGCAUUCCUUCAUUGGUCAAUCAGGAGUUAUAACUGAUUUGUACCUUUUUUCCUGCCUUAUUUCAUUUUCCUCAUUCAUUUACUAUGCAUCUGUUAAUGUCACAAGAGAGAGGAAAAGGAUGAAGGGCUUGAUGACAAUGAUGGGUCUUCGGGAUUCAGCAUUCUGGCUCUCCUGGGGUUUGCUCUAUGCUGGUUUCAUCUUCAUUAUGGCCCUUUUCUUGGCACUUGUUAUAAAAUCUACCCAGUUUAUCAUUUUGUCUGGCUUCAUGGUAGUCUUCAGCCUCUUUCUCCUGUAUGGAUUGUCUUUGGUAGCUUUGGCUUUCUUAAUGAGCAUCUUGGUAAAGAAAUCUUUCCUCACCGGCCUGGUCGUGUUCCUCCUUACUGUCUUUUGGGGGUGUCUGGGGUUCACAUCACUGUACAGACACCUUCCUGCAUCCUUGGAGUGGAUUUUAAGCUUGCUUAGUCCCUUUGCCUUCAUGCUUGGAAUGGCCCAGCUUGUACACUUGGACUAUGAUUUGAAUUCUAAUGCAUUUCCUCAUCCAUCGGACGGCUCAAAUCUCAUUGUAGCAACAAAUUUCAUGUUGGCAUUUGACACUUGCCUCUAUCUGGCAUUGGCGAUUUACUUUGAAAAAAUUUUGCCAAAUGAAUAUGGACAUCGACGUCCACCUUUGUUUUUCCUGAAGUCCUCAUUUUGGUCUCAAACACAAAAGACUGAUCACGUGGCCCUUGAAGAUGAAAUGGAUGCCGAUCCUUCAUUUCAUGACUCUUUUGAACGAGUGCCUCCAGAAUUCCAAGGGAAAGAAGCCAUCAGAAUCAGAAAUGUUACAAAAGAAUAUAAAGGAAAGCCUGAUAAAAUAGAAGCCUUGAAAGAUCUGGUAUUUGACAUUUACGAAGGCCAAAUCACUGCAAUACUUGGUCACAGUGGAGCUGGAAAGUCAACACUGCUAAACAUUCUUAGUGGGUUGUCUGUUCCCACCAAAGGUUCAGUCACCAUCUAUAACAAUAAGCUUUCAGAAAUGGCUGACCUAGAAAAUCUCAGCAAGCUGACUGGAGUUUGUCCACAAUCCAAUGUGCAAUUUGACUUCCUCACUGUAAGAGAAAACCUCAGACUCUUUGCUAAAAUAAAAGGGAUUCUGCCACAAGAAGUGGAUAAAGAGAUACAAAGGGUUCUGCUGGAAUUGGAAAUGAAAAAUAUUCAGGAUGUUCUUGCUCAAAACUUAAGUGGUGGACAGAAAAGAAAGCUAACCUUUGGGAUUGCCAUUUUAGGAGAUCCUCAGAUUUUCCUGUUGGAUGAACCAACUGCUGGAUUGGAUCCCUUUUCAAGACACCAAGUAUGGAACCUUCUGAAAGAACGCAAAACAGACCGCGUGAUCCUCUUCAGUACCCAGUUCAUGGAUGAGGCCGACAUCCUGGCGGACAGGAAAGUAUUUCUCUCCCAAGGGAAGCUAAAGUGCGCGGGCUCUUCUUUGUUUCUAAAGAAGAAAUGGGGGAUUGGAUAUCACUUAAGCUUGCAGUUAAAUGAAAUAUGUGUUGAGGAAAACAUAACAUCACUUGUUAAACAGCACAUCCCUGAUGCCAAAUUAUCAGCCAAAAGCGAAGGAAAACUUAUUUAUACAUUACCCUUAGAAAGAACAAAUAAAUUUCCAGAACUUUACAAGGAUCUUGAUAGCUAUCCUGACCUAGGAAUUGAGAAUUAUGGUGUUUCCAUGACAACUUUGAAUGAAGUAUUCCUGAAGCUAGAAGGAAAAUCUACAAUUAAUGAAUCGGAUAUUGCUAUUUUGGGAGAAGUACAAGUGGAAAAAGCUGACGACACUGAAAGGCUUGUUGAGAUGGAACAAGUCCUCUCUUCACUUAACAAGAUGAGAAAGACAAUAGGUGGUGUGGCUCUCUGGCGACAGCAAAUCUGCGCAAUUGCAAGGGUUCGCUUGUUAAAGUUAAAGCAUGAAAGAAAAGCUCUUUUAGCACUGCUAUUAAUUCUAAUGGCUGGAUUUUGCCCUCUUCUUGUGGAGUAUAUCAUGGUGAAAAUAUAUCAAAACAGUUACACCUGGGAACUUUCUCCUCAUUUGUAUUUCCUUGCUCCUGGACAACAACCACAUGACCCUCUCACUCAAUUACUGAUCAUCAAUAAAACAGGGGCAAGCAUUGAUGACUUUAUACAGUCUGUGGAGCACCAGAACAUAGCUUUAGAAGUGGAUGCAUUUGGAACUAGAAAUGGCACAGAUGACCCAUCUUAUAAUGGAGCCAUCACAGUGUGUGGUAAUGAAAAGAAUUACAGCUUUUCGUUAGCAUGCAAUGCCAAAAGAUUGAAUUGCUUCCCAGUUCUUAUGGACAUUGUUAGUAAUGGGCUACUUGGAAUGGUUAAACCAUCAGUACAUAUCCGAACUGAAAGAAGUACAUUUUUGGAGAAUGGACAGGACAAUCCAAUCGGAUUCCUGGCAUAUAUCAUGUUCUGGCUGGUUUUAACAUCGAGUUGCCCACCUUACAUUGCCAUGAGCAGCAUCGAUGAUUAUAAGAAUAGAGCUCGGUCCCAGCUACGGAUUUCCGGACUCUCCCCUUCUGCUUACUGGUUUGGGCAGGCGCUGGUGGAUGUUUCCCUGUACUUCUUGGUCUUCGUUUUUAUAUAUUUAAUGAGCUACAUUUCAAACUUCGAAGACAUGCUACUUACAAUAAUUCAUAUUAUUCAAAUCCCAUGUGCUGUUGGUUAUUCCUUUUCCCUCAUCUUCAUGACAUACGUGAUUUCCUUCAUCUUUCGCAAGGGGAGAAAAAAUAGUGGCAUUUGGUCAUUUUGUUUCUAUGUUAUCACUGUAUUCUCUGUGGCUGGAUUUGCGUUCAAUAUCUUCGAAAGUGAUAUUCCAUUUAUCUUCACUUUUUUAAUACCACCUGCCACAAUGAUUGGCUGUUUGUUCUUAUCUUCUCAUCUUCUCUUUUCUUCUCUCUUUUCUGAAGAACGAAUGGAUGUACAGCCAUUUCUGGUAUUCCUAAUUCCUUUCCUUCAUUUUAUCAUUUUUCUUUUUACUCUUCGAUGUCUGGAAUGGAAGUUUGGAAAGAAAUCAAUGAGAAAGGAUCCUUUCUUUAGAAUUUCUCCAAGAAGUAGUGAUGUGUGUCAAAAUCCAGAAGAACCAGAAGGAGAGGAUGAAGAUGUUCAGAUGGAAAGAGUGAGAACAGCAAAUGCCUUGAAUUCUACUAAUUUUGAUGAGAAGCCAGUCAUCAUUGCCAGCUGUCUACGCAAGGAGUAUGCAGGGAAGAGGAAAGGCUGUUUUUCCAAGAGGAAGAAUAAGAUAGCCACGAGAAAUGUCUCCUUCUGUGUUAGAAAAGGUGAAGUUUUAGGAUUAUUAGGACACAAUGGAGCUGGUAAAAGCACAUCCAUUAAGGUGAUAACUGGAGACACAAAACCAACUGCUGGACAGGUGCUACUGAAAGGGAGCGGUGGAGGGGAUGCCCUGGAGUUCCUGGGGUACUGCCCUCAGGAGAACGCGCUGUGGCCCAACCUGACAGUGAGGCAGCACCUGGAGGUGUACGCCGCCGUGAAAGGGCUCAGGAAAGGGGAUGCUGAGGUUGCCAUCACACGGUUAGUGGAUGCGCUCAAGCUGCAGGACCAGCUGAAGUCUCCCGUGAAGACCUUGUCAGAGGGAAUAAAGAGAAAGCUGUGCUUUGUCCUGAGCAUACUGGGGAACCCGUCAGUGGUGCUUCUGGACGAGCCGUCGACCGGGAUGGACCCCGAGGGGCAGCAGCAAAUGUGGCAGGCCAUCCGGGCCACCUUUAGAAACACGGAAAGGGGCGCCCUCCUAACCACCCACUACAUGGCAGAGGCUGAGGCCGUGUGUGACCGAGUGGCCAUCAUGGUAUCUGGGAGGUUGAGAUGUAUCGGUUCCAUCCAACACCUGAAAAGCAAAUUUGGCAAAGAUUACCUGCUGGAGAUGAAGGUGAAGAACCUGGCACAAGUGGAGCCCCUCCAUGCAGAGAUCCUGAGGCUUUUCCCCCAGGCUGCUCGGCAGGAAAGGUACUCCUCUCUGAUGGUUUAUAAGUUGCCAGUGGAAGAUGUGCAACCUUUAGCCCAAGCUUUCUUCAAAUUAGAGAAGGUUAAACAGAGCUUCGACCUGGAGGAGUACAGUCUCUCACAGUCUACCCUGGAGCAGGUUUUCCUGGAGCUCUCCAAGGAGCAGGAGCUGGGUGAUUUUGAGGAGGAUUUUGAUCCCUCAGUGAAGUGGAAGCUCCUCCCCCAGGAAGAGCCUUAAAACCCCAAAUUCUGUGUUCCUGUUUAAACCCGUGGUUUUUUUAAUACAUUUAUUUUUAUAGCAUCAAUGUUCUAUUUUUAGAAACUAUAUUGUAAGUACAGAAAUGGUUCUCCGUGUGGUGGGAGGAGGAGGUUCGGGUGCUGGGUAAGUGCCACGUCAGUGUGGACAGAGGCAUUUGACUAAGCCAGCCUCCUCUCACAGCCUCUGUAUCUCUGCAGGCCAUCCUGGUUCCAUUGUUCUGUAUAAUACUGAAUAAAUAAAUUUACUUUUAUAUGAUCAUAUAAGUUUCUAGAUAUGAGAAACAAAUUUUGUUUAAAUUUUUUUAAUACAAAUCUUAAAACACAUUUUUUCUAACCUAGACUGAGAAAUUCAUAUGUUUACUUUUCUAGGUGUAUGAUACUUUGUAAAGUUGAUAUUUUCCUAAGAAUUUAACAUGUCAUAUUUUUGAAAUAGAUUUAAGUGUGCUUCUUAUUGCUAAAAAUACUAAAUGUCAUGGGUCAUAGUAUCUGAUAUCAAUAUCGUUGAUAACAUAUCCACAGGUAACACCAUGAUGUAGGCAUAAAUGGAAAACCCAAACCCUACUAUUUCAAAUAUAUUGUACUUUUUUAUUUCUGUAAGCCAACUGUGUGCCAUUUUCACUGGACUUUUAAAUCUAGACUUUAGUGAUGUCUACAUUGUAAAUGAUCUUUUGUGGAUAUUUGUCACUUGGUUUCAGAAAGUUCACAAAUGUAGCAACAGCUCACAUGACUGAGUAGGUAGAAAAUGUGAAAUAAAUCUCAUAUAUAUAGUUUUGAAA